AUGAUUGAUGUGAAUGUGAAUAAUAUUUUUUUUAAGUCAUAUUCGGUAGACCCUAACACUGGCCAUUCCAUAUAUGUUUUUGAUUCUACUUAUUUGCCGUCUCCAGAAGAAAUUGGUGAUAAACAAGUCUUUGAUUUAUUGAUCGAUGAACUUAUGGAUACAUUGAUUGCAAAGCUACCGGCUGCACCUUAUUCAAUUGUCGUAUUUUCUUCUGGCUUUUCCAAGAAAAAAAUUAGUUGGGUUUAUGGUAUCAAAAUGUAUUCGAAAUUGCCUAAUGAAUCUCGUAAAUAUUUACAAAAGACUUAUAUCGUGCAUGAAUCUUUUUACAUCAGAACUGUUUACCAAGUUUUAUCAAAUGCAAUGAAUUUCAAAUUCCUUGGUUCAAGCAGUAGUAGCAACAGCAAUAACUCUGAUAAUAAUCUACUUAAUAAUGAUGAUAAAAAUAGCAUUCCAGCUGAAUCAGUCGAUACUUCUGCAUAUUUAGUCCACGUUCCAAAUUUAACUGCACUAUCACACCUAAUUGAUAUAACUAGGUUGAGAAUUUCAUUAAAUGUAUACUUACAUGAUUAUGAUAUAUCUGAAUAUAUUGACGUUCCGGAUGAAUAUUUUGGUAGAAUGACAACCAUAGGAACAAAACAAUAUAAACAAUUAAUUUUUGAUAAAAUAUUCAAAAGGUUAAGAGUAGAAAGUGUCGCAAAUGAACUGGUGUUCCAGAAGCCUGGAUCUUAUAAAAAAGUCAAUAUCUUAUUAGAUAUCAUUGAAAGAAGUAAUUACAUCGAUUUAUCACAAUGGGAUAUCUACUCUUUAGCAUCAGUAUUUUUUAAUUUUUUGAAAAAUAAAUCAAAACCAUUGAUACCAAUUGACUUGAUGACACUACCAAUCUCAGAUGAUUUUGAUUACACAUAUUCUACCUUCAUGAAGAUCAUUGAAUUUAACAACUAUUAUGAUUUGUUAGUUGCAAUUAUACCUUUAUUUCUAUCCGUACUGGAUGCACACGAGACUACUAAACAUGAUUCAAGGAGUUUAAGUAAAGCAUUAGCGCCAACACUCUGCAAAGAAAGAAUAUCAAUGAAUAGUUCGAGCCGAAUGGCCAUCGGCAUUCGGUUUAUAAAGAACCUAUUGGAACAUUUUGAUGAUAUUCGCCACAAGAUAGAUUCUUCAAGAGUGGGAAGAACUAGUAGAACUAAAAGUGACACAUAUAGUACUGCACCAAUAACAUCACCGAUGGCAAAACAAAAUGGUAAGGUAACUCAACAAAAUGCAGGUAAAGCAAUACCUACUAAUAUAUCAAAUGGUCAAACUAAUCCUCCUCCUCUCUUACCAAAACCAAGGAAGAUGAGUCCAAGUAAAUAUGAUAAUAAUGUAUAUGCCAACAGAACCCCUAGCCGUGAUCAUAGCCCAACUAGAUCAUCUUCAAUUAUCCAGCCACCUUCAAUAGUUUCCAAAACAAGAGGAUCCAGCACUGAUUCCUUAUCUUUAUCUCUAGGUGUAAAUAAUAAUAUUCCAAAUUUGCCACCUAGAGUUGCUAGUGUUUCCGUCCGAAUAAACAGUGACAGCCUUGCUUCAGAAUCACAAAGUAGUAUCAAUACUAUAUCAAGCAACAACACAAAUAAUUCGAUGAAAAAACAAGAAAGUGAGGAGCUAGUUGCAUCACCACUUCCACCAGAGUCUAUUAAGGAAAUGGUUCAAGAAAGUCCAUCCAAUGAGGACAAUGAAGAGAUUAACAAGAUUUUAAAAGGCGCAAGUAAAUUAACCUUAGAAAACAAUGCCAAAAUUCUAACUUUUGACAGAGAAAUGAAAAAGAAGAAACAAAAAGAACAAAAGUCUAACGCUUCAACAGCAGCUAAAUUUUCAAGUGGUGGUUACUCGGGUAUUAAAACAGGAAAUAAAGUAAGUAAACUGGCUGCAUUAUACGAAGAGAGACUACAAGGCAUCCAAGUAAUGAACGAACUUCAAAAACAAAUGAACAAUGCAUAG
Molecule: messenger RNA, 1977 nt
Organism: Tetrapisispora phaffii CBS 4417
Lineage: Eukaryota; Fungi; Ascomycota; Saccharomycetes; Saccharomycetales; Saccharomycetaceae
Gene: ECM25
Product: Ecm25p
Exons: 1
Coding region: 1-1977 (658 amino acids)
Biological process (GO): small GTPase-mediated signal transduction
Cellular component (GO): cytoplasm
Molecular function (GO): GTPase activator activity
Source: RefSeq, a predicted model, not a curated record